AUGUCUGGAGAGACAAAGCCCCCAGGGACCGGAAACUGCCCAGUCAUCCACCCACGGCAGCAGAGAGGGCAGAGAUGUCGCAGGCACAGGGCCCAGGAAGAUGUUGAGGACAGGAGGAAACACCGACCUAAGAAAAAUGUGGGGGACCCAGACAUUGUGAAAUCCCCCAGUGACCACAAGGAAUACAGGUACCUUAAAUUAAAAAAUGGCUUGAAUGUGCUGUUGAUUUCUGACUUGUCUUAUGAUGACUGCAAUUCUUCAGAGGCAUCUGAAGAGGAAAUAGAGGAAGACAGAAUGUCCUCUGGAACAGAUGAGGAGGAAAUCCCUGAGCCUGAGAAGAACAGCAGUAGUGAGGAUGAAGAGUUGAAAGAUGGAAUUGUAGAAGAAUUUGCAGAUGACUUUGGGGGUGGAGAUGUCAGUGAUGAAACUGUUGAAGAUGAUGACAAAGAAGUUGUUAGUGAUCGUGAUCCUGUUCGUGAUUUUGUUCAUGCUCUCAAAGACAAUGUUAGUCAGACAAAAUAUCAUGAUGAUCCUGAAGGUUAUGAAGAACUAGUGAAACAAGAAGUUUUAAACAAGAUGGGCAGUACAGAAAAACAGUCUGCAGCUGCCCUUGCAGUUUGUAUUGGCAGUUUCUAUGACCCUGAUGAUUUACCUGGGCUAGCUCAUUUUCUGGAGCAUAUGGUAUUUAUGGGUAGCAAGAAAUACCCAGAUGAGAAUGGGUUUGAUACAUUCUUAAAGAAGCAUGGAGGCUCUGACAAUGCAUCGACUGAUGCAGAGCGAACAGUCUUUCAGUUUGAUAUUCAGAAGAAAUAUUUUAAAGAAGCCCUUGACAGAUGGGCACAAUUCUUCAUUCACCCACUGAUGAUAAAGGACGCAAUUGACAGGGAAGUGGAAGCCGUGGACAGUGAAUAUCAAAUAGCAAGGCCCUCUGAUGCAAACAGAAGGGAAUUGCUGCUUGGAAGCCUUGCAAAACGAGGACAUCCAAUGAGAAAAUUCUUUUGGGGUAAUGCUGAGACACUUAAACAUAUUCCAAAAAAGAAAAACAUUGACACCUAUGCAAGGCUGCGGGAUUUCUGGAAACGUUACUACUCAGCCCACUACAUGAAUCUUGUACUGCAGUCUAGAGACACACUGGACAUUUUGGAAAAAUGGGUGACAGAAAUCUUCUCACAGAUUCCAAAUAAUGGACUCCCUAGACCAACCUUUGGUCACCUGUUGCAGCCAUUUGACACACAAGAAUUUCAUAGGCUUUAUAAAGUUAUUCCAGUGAAAGAAAUCCAUUCUUUCUGUAUCUCUUGGGCUCUUCCUCCACAAGAAAAGAAUUAUAGGAUUAAGCCUCUCCACUACAUCUCCUGGCUGAUAGGGCAUGAAGGGAAGGGGAGUGUGCUUUCACUUCUUAGGAAAAAGUUUUGGGCUCUUGCAUUGUAUGGAGGAAAUGGUGAGACAGGAUUUGAACAAAAUUCCACCUAUUCCAUCUUCAGCAUUUCUGUGACUUUGACAGAUGAAGGUUUAGAACAUUUCUAUGAGGUUGCUUAUCUUAUAUUCCAGUAUUUGAAGAUGUUGCAAAAAAAUGGACCUGAAAAAAGAAUAUGGGAAGAAAUUCAGAAGAUUGAAGCCAAUGAAUUUUGCUUCCAGGAACAGAUUGAUCCACUUGAAUAUGUAGAAAACAUUUGUGAAAAUAUGCACAUCUUUCGCAAGGAGGACCUAUUGACAGGGGAUCAGCUACUGACUGAGUAUAACCCUGAAGUCAUUGCCAAUGCGCUUAGUUACCUCAUCCCUCAGAAAGCAAACCUGUUUCUCUUGUCUCCUACCCAUCGAGGAAAAUGUCACCUGAAGGAAAAAUGGUUUGGGUCACUCUACUCUGUAUCAGAAAUUGAUGCAUCCUGGAGUAAAUUGUGGAGCAGUGACUUCGCGUUACAUCCAGACUUACACCUGCCUGAAGAAAAUAAAUAUAUAGCCACAGACUUCACUGUGAAGAAUUCAAGUGGGAAAACCAAAGAAUAUCCAACCAAAAUCUUGAAUACCAGUCAUGGCUGCCUAUGGUAUAAAGAAGAUAAUAAAUUUGGUGUCCCUAAAGCGUUUAUCUGUUUCUAUCUGGUGUCUCCAUUGAUACAAAAGUCUGCACUGAAUAUGGUGCUCUUUGAUACUUUUGUAAGCAUCCUCAGCCACAGCUUGGCUGAACCAGCAUAUGAAGCAGAUGUUGCUCAGAUGGAAUACAAAGUCAUCGCUAAAGAUCACGGCCUGACCAUUCGUGUGAAAGGUUUUAACCAUAAACUGCCUUUGCUCUUUGAACUGAUCAUUGAUCACUUGUCUGACCUCAGCUUCACACCUUCCACAUUCCAGAUGAUAAUUGAGCAGCUUAAAAAGACAUACUUCAACUAUCUCAUCAAAACAGAUACCCUGGCAAAAGAUCUACGUCUCUCAAUACUGGAGCAUGGCAGGUGGUCUUUAAUAGAAAAAUAUCAGAUUUUGACUAAUGGCAUUUCCAUAGAAUCCCUGUAUGAAUUUGUGAAAGCUUUCAAAUCAAAUCUGUGGGUAGAGGGACUCGUCCAAGGAAACUUUACAAGUCUUGAAUCAAAGGAAUUUUUGAAUUAUGUUUCCAAAAAACUGGACUUCAGUCCUCUAAUACAUCCAUGUCCUAUUCAGUUCCGGGUGACAGAACUUCCAAAUACUCACAUCCUGUGCAAAGUGAAAUCCCUUCACAAAGGUGAUCCAAACUCUGAAGUCACCGUCUACCACCAGACUGGUGCUAAGACUUUAAGAGACUAUUCACUCACAGAACUGCUCGUGAUGCACAUGGAGGAGCCAUGCUUUGACUUCCUGAGAACGAAGAAUACGCUGGGCUACCAUGUCUAUCCUGCCACAAGAAACACAUCUGGGAUCCUAGGCUUCUCUGUUACCGUAACAACACAGGCAACCAAAUAUAACACUGAAUUUGUUGAUAAAAAAAUAGAAGAAUUCUUUUUGUACUUUGAGAAUAAACUCCGGAAUUUGUCUGAAGAAGAAUUCACUGCUCAGGUCUCAGCUCUAAUAAAGCUUAAGCAAACGAAUGACUCCCAUCUUGGUGAAGAGGUGGAGAGGAACUGGAAUGAAGUGAUAACUCAGCAAUAUUUGUUUGACAGACUUGCCCGAGAGAUUGUAGCACUGAAGAGUCUAACUAAACACCAUUUGCUUGACUGGUUCCUAGCAUUCCGGGGCAAAUACAGAAGAAUUCUGAGCACUCAUGUGGUUGGAUAUGGUAAACAGGAAGGAGACUUAGAAGUUCCACAAACCUCCACUGCUCAGGAUUCUUUGUUUGCUAAAAUACCCGAAUUAACAUUUUUAUCUUCUUCUGUGUUGAAUUUCCCGACUAUUAUGGACAUCCAGGCUUUCACCUCAACACUUAAUAUUCUUCCUUACCACAAGAUACUAAAAUAAACGUUCAUCAUCUUUA
This is a messenger RNA of Varanus komodoensis (Komodo dragon), 3433 nucleotides long. Its product is annotated as nardilysin-like. Gene Ontology annotation, biological process: proteolysis. The transcript is spliced from 31 exons. Gene Ontology annotation, molecular function: metalloendopeptidase activity; metal ion binding. The record is from RefSeq and is a predicted model, not a curated record. NCBI's taxonomy places the organism in Eukaryota, Metazoa, Chordata, Lepidosauria, Squamata, Varanidae. The coding region runs from base 1 to 3417 and encodes 1138 amino acids.